AUGACCGGCCUUGAUACUGUGUGGAUCCCCUUUGCGGUGAUGUAUCUUCUGUACCAAAUCCCUCCCACGAUGAUGGAGGUCUAUUCCUACUACAGUCGUGGGGGCUUGGUGAGCAUUGAAGACAUCAAGUACGACGACACCUUUAUGUGUCAUUUUCAAUGGUUAAAUGACAAAGACAUCUAUUUUAAAAGGUAUUGUGAUCGACCCAAAAGUGAAGCGGGCAAAGCAUUUUUCUCGUGGCUUGAUUGGAGUGCGGAGUCGUACGAUCGUUCUAUUUAUGUGCAGCGAAGGAACCAUGCUCGUCGUGACGGAGAAGUUUCCAUUUUUAAGCGAUACGUUUACGGACCCUUUGUCUUCAAUUGGCCAAAGAAGCAGUGGCUUCGCGACGAUGACGGCUGUGGGAUGCGGAUGCCUGCGUGGGGUGUAGGAGGUGAGGCGCGUGCUCGCGAGGAGUAUGCUGCCGCCAAGGCGAAGGGUUUUGAUAAACACUGGCAUUACCAAAUUAUGCGCAAGAUUCGCCGCGAGCAGGCGCGCAAAGCUUCAGCAGAAGCCGCAAAGGCGUAA
This is a messenger RNA of Trypanosoma conorhini, 564 nucleotides long. RefSeq lists its product as uncharacterized. The record is from RefSeq and is a predicted model, not a curated record. The coding region runs from base 1 to 564 and encodes 187 amino acids. NCBI's taxonomy places the organism in Eukaryota, Euglenozoa, Kinetoplastea, Trypanosomatida, Trypanosomatidae. The transcript has a single exon.